UUUAAAACCAGUAGCAGGGAACACCGUAAGAAUUCAAUUUCUUCCUUGUCUCUGUCUUUCACCUGUCUAUAAAUUAAAGACCCUCCUCCAUUCUUUUCUCAGGCUACCACAACUUCAUCAUUUCUUGUAAAACAGAGGGAAGAGAAAAGAAAAGCCACCAUGUUUUCAUUCAAUAUGGACGCAGCCAAGGCUGAUGUUGCCAAGGAUCUGUCUCCCUUUAUCAUCUUAUAUAAAGAUGGCAGGAUAGAGAGGCUCUUUGGCAACGAAAUCGUCCCCCCUUCCCAGGAUCCCAAAUCCAAUGUCCUGUCAAAAGAUGUCAUCUAUUCAAAAGAAGCAAGACUAUCUUGUAGACUUUACCUCCCAAAAGGAGUGGAUCCCAACAAAAAGCUCCCUCUCCUAAUUUACGUUCAUGGGGGAGGCUUCUACGUUGAAAAUGCCUUCUCGCCUACUUACCAUAAUUACGUUAACCUCUUAGUCGCAGAGGCUAAAGUUAUUGCUAUCUCUGUUGAUUAUAGGAGAGUACCAGAACAUCCCAUCCCUAUUCCAUAUGAUGAUUCAUGGGCUGCCCUAAAAUGGGCUGCAUCUCAUGUCAACGGAGACGGACCUGAAGAGUGGCUAAAUAAACAUGCUGAUUUAAGCAAGGUGUUCUUGGCUGGUGACAGUGCUGGUGGUAACAUAGCACACCACGUGGCUAUGAGGUUUGGUCAAGAGAAAAUAAUUGGUGUAAAUGUUGCAGGUAUUGUUUUAAUAAAUCCUUAUUUUUGGGGAGAGGAACGGAUUGGAAAUGAAGUUAAUGAAUUAGAAAGGGAGUUGAAAGGGAUGAGUGCAACAUGGCACCUUGCAUGUCCUAAAACAAGUGGAUGUGAUGACCCUUUAAUCAAUCCUACUUAUGAUCCAAAUUUGUCUAGUCUGGGGUGCUCCAAGGUGUUUGUUUCUGUUGCUGAGAAAGAUUUGCUAAGGGAUAGGGGCCUGCUAUACUGCGAGACUUUGAAGAAAAGCGGAUGGGUUGGAGUGAUUGAGACUAUGGAGGUCAAAGGAGAGGGGCACGUCUUUCAUUUGUUCAAGCCAGCCAGCGACAAUGCUGUGGCUAUGCUUAAAAAGAUUGUCUCUUUCAUACAUGGCUAAAACUGAAUAUGCUUGUCUGUUCUCUUGUUUUCUUUCAGUGUUGUAUUUGAUGUGGUAUUGGCCUUUAUAGAAAGUACAAACCCCACCCUUUACGUAAAACUAAUAGAGCACUACCACCAAUUCCUAGACUACAUGUUUGUGCUAUUCUGGGAAGACAAUUUUAGAUUGUAACCUUUUCCUUUUUCCUUUUUGAACUGGAAUUUUCUUUCUAUUUAAACAA
Molecule: messenger RNA, 1345 nt
Organism: Populus trichocarpa (black cottonwood)
Lineage: Eukaryota; Viridiplantae; Streptophyta; Magnoliopsida; Malpighiales; Salicaceae
Product: probable carboxylesterase 7
Exons: 1
Coding region: 160-1125 (321 amino acids)
Molecular function (GO): hydrolase activity
Source: RefSeq, a predicted model, not a curated record